Molecule: messenger RNA, 2048 nt
Organism: Cloeon dipterum
Lineage: Eukaryota; Metazoa; Arthropoda; Insecta; Ephemeroptera; Baetidae
Product: phospholipase B1, membrane-associated-like
Exons: 9
Coding region: 326-1618 (430 amino acids)
Biological process (GO): phospholipid metabolic process
Molecular function (GO): glycerophospholipase activity
Source: RefSeq, a predicted model, not a curated record
AGCCUUCAGUACGAAAAUUCCGCCGCGUGUAUCAUUUCGCGAGAGCUACGUGGAAACGCGCGUCUGCAAUACGCACACUCGUAUUCUCUAAAAGUGCCGGCCGCCGAUAUCCCUGGUCCAGUUGAAGUUCGCACGUGAUUUCUGCCGGUUCAGCCUUUUGAAAUCAAAGGAACACGAGACGAAAUUAUGUUUUGGAUAAGGAGUUUGCCGUGGACUAAAGUGAGAAGUUAAGGCCGAGGUUAGCAGCAUCCUGAUGGACGAGCCUCACUUGCGGCUGUGAUCCUGCGGACGACGCACCAUCGCCCUCGCCACGCGCGUGACUUGAAUGAAGAGAAUGCCUCUGGAUGGUCUUGCAAAAAGAGGCAGCGGUUUCCAAAGGACCGUCUUUCUGCACAGAUUUUGGACUGUGCUUUUCUUCGUUCUGUGUUUGCAGCAACUGGCUGAGGCACAAUGGUGGCCGUUCAAUACGAAUUUCAGUAUAUUUACAAACCAGAUCGAGCCAGGCUUCCGCUAUCCGAAGAUCGUGAGCGCCGCGCGCACACAGCAGCGCUUUCCAAAGAGCAUGCACUUGCCUUGCGACAAUGUGCAGAUGCGUUCCGACACGGUACCGACUUCGGUGCACCAACUGCGGCCAGGUGACAUCGACGUGGUUGCUGCCCUCGGCGACAGUCUGAUCGCGGGCAACGGCGCCAUGGAAGAGUUCGCCAUGGGCACCCUCUUCGAACACAGAGGCGUCUCCUGGUGUGCAGGUGGUGAUGGCACGUGGCACCAGUUUCUGACAGUGCCAAACAUAAUAAAAGAGUUCAACCCUCGGCUCAGAGGCUAUUCGACUGGCAAGGGCGAGUUCCAUUCGCCCAACUCAAGACUUAACGUUGCCAUCCCCGUCUCGGCGGACGAGAAUCUAUUGCAGCAAGCUAGAAUUUUGGUCGCCAGAAUGAGAAAAGAUUCUCAAAUCAACAUCCAAAAGCAUUGGAAGUUGAUAACCAUUUUGAUUGGUGCCAAUGACCUGUGCUCAAGCCAGUGCUACAAACCAGAAGAAAACACUGGCGAGCAGCAUCGGCGUCAAAUCGAAAGGGCACUAGACUACUUGCAAAAACAUUUACCUCGCACUUUUGUCAGCCUCGUCUCGGUUGUUGACGUUUUAUCCAGCAAGAGGGUGCCAUCCACCUACACGUGCCAGUUUCUGCACAGGCUCUUCUGUACCUGCUACCACAGGGGACAAAAAGCCGAAGAUAUGUGGAAGGUGGUGCGCGAAUACCAAAAGGCGGAAGAAAUGCUGACUUUGAGCGGGAAGUAUGACAGCAAACCCGACUUCACUGUUGUUUUCCAGCCCUUCUUGAAGGUUCUAGACGCGCCUUGGUCGGAAAUCAAGUCUGGAAAGUUUGAAAUGGCAGUCGACGCGAGCUACAUCACCUACGACUGCUUCCACUUCAGCCAGAAAGGCCAUGCAAUGAUGGCCAACAUGUACUGGAACAAUUUGUUAGAACCAGUGGGGAACAAAACGCAGAGCCAUCUUCCCAACAGUCUGAUGCACCCGUUCAAGUGUCCAUCACCGAAAGCGCCAUUCCUCUUCACCAAACAAAAUUCUGAAAACUUUUACAAGUUUGGACGCCAAUAGGAUUCAGUGCCUGUGCGAUCUAUUUAUUGAGUGUGAACUCCUAUAUCAUGAUCAAAUUUACUCUCAACUGAAUUUGAACGAAACCCAUUUUGUUUUAAAGCAUCCAUUGAAUUUUACCGGAUAAAAAUCAAGAACGAUUAUUUCGUAUCACUAUACUGCAUAUUUUGUCCGAGUUAUUUGAACAUAUUUCUUUAUCAGAUAUGUGUACCAGAAUUAUGAAAUUGAUGCUGCUGUGAUUUAUUUAUAGAAAUAAGAACAAUUCAUAGCAGGAAAUUUAAAUUAAAUUUAGACCAAAACAAAAAGAUGCGAUUUUAAAAUUUUUAAUGCGUCAAAAUAAAUUUUAUAUGACUUGUCAAAAACUAUACACAGUCUUGUCAAAUUAAAUCCAACUGUGAAAAACUUGACAAUAAACACUUGUGAGAAAAUUAAA